Molecule: messenger RNA, 2184 nt
Organism: Wasmannia auropunctata (little fire ant)
Lineage: Eukaryota; Metazoa; Arthropoda; Insecta; Hymenoptera; Formicidae
Product: prestin-like
Exons: 7
Coding region: 29-1609 (526 amino acids)
Biological process (GO): transmembrane transport
Cellular component (GO): membrane
Molecular function (GO): oxalate transmembrane transporter activity; sulfate transmembrane transporter activity; bicarbonate transmembrane transporter activity
Source: RefSeq, a predicted model, not a curated record
AAGUAUUGUGUACAUACACAGCCAAUCGAUGCAUUUAGCUAAUGGACCUUGUCAGAUUAUUAGUCACGUCGUCACGUGCUGUGUUAAUCUUAUUGUUUCUCCGCUAAGAAUUACAAGGAAGCGAUAUGCUUUAAUAUGCGAAUUCAUGGACAAGAGCAGCAUGUUACAAAUACGGAUGGAAAGGCCUCUCUACGAGCACGAGACAUUGAAUGAAAAUUUCAAUUACAAGAAACCGAAGUCGUCCCUGUUGCGGAAUGCGAUAAACAAUGUUAAAUCGAAAAACUGGCAGUCUUUUGUAUUGUCGACGAUCCCCGUGGUGCAAUGGCUCCGCGAGUACAAUUGGAGGGAGGAUAUAUUGCCCGAUAUUAUUUCAGGUUUAACAGUGGCGAUUAUGCACAUACCGCAAGGUAUGGCCUAUGCGCUGCUGGGAAAUCUACCGCCGGUAGUUGGCAUAUACAUGGCUUUCUUUCCUGUCUUCAUAUAUUUCUUCUUUGGCACGUCCAGGCACGUGUCUAUAGGAACUUUCGCUGUGGUUUGCCUGAUGACUGGCAAAGUAGUAACGGUUUAUUCGAGUCCGCACGAGCAAUACACAUUUGCGAAUGUUACGGAGACCGUUUCGCAAAAUCUCGAGGAUGUCGCAUAUGUAUAUACACCUAUGCAAGUAGCAACAGCUGUGACAUUAAUGGUCGGAAUAUUUCAGAUAAUAAUGUAUACAUUCCGAUUAGGCAUUGUGACGACUUUGCUGAGCGAAACUUUAGUGAACAGCUUUACAACAGCAGCUGCUGUUUAUGUUUUAAUAUCUCAAAUUAAGGAUCUCCUUGGUUUAAAACUGCCAAAGCAAAAAGGUUACUUUAAACUGAUUUUUGUAAGUGAACAAAUCAUUUUUUUUCGUAUGCAAUACCGUGAAUUACUUUUCGUACAGGUAGCGUUAAAAGGGAUGUUUCAACAAGCCGAUCAACUCGUUAAAUUUUGGAAAUUGAGCAAAGCCGACGCUACAAUUUGGAUCGUAACGUUUCUCGUUGUUACGUUGAUAAACAUCGACAUCGGACUGCUCGCCGGAUUACUCGUGUCGCUGGUCAUAAUUCUGCUGCAAGUUAUUCGGCCUUACACGUGUCUAUUGGGUCAUAUACCGCAUACGGAUCUGUACUUGGACAUCGACAGAUACAAAGCGGCAGUAGAGAUACGCGGAAUAAAAAUAUUUCACUAUUGCGGAACUUUGAAUUUCGCUAACAACAGCUACUUCAAGUCCAUUGUAUACAGACUUGUGGGAGUGUGUCCGCAAAAGAUUAUCAAGUAUAGGAAAAAAUUGACGGAAGAGGGUCGCUUCUUGGACGAGAAGGGCUCUAAAGAGACAUGCGAAUUGCAAUGUAUAAUCAUGGAUAUGAGCGCGUUGAGUUACAUCGAUCCCAGUAGCGUUCAGGUGUUGCAUGUAAUCGUGGAAGAGUUCACGCAGGUGGAUAUUGAGUUUUACUUUGUUAAUUGUCCUAGUCCUAUUUACGAAACGAUAAAAAAAUGUGACUUAUACGUAUACGGGAUAAUGUCGUUGAAAAUCUUUGCGACUAUACAGGAUGCUAUCAUUUAUUUUCAAAAUGAAAUAGCCUCGAGAUAAUGAAAAAUAGUUUUCUAUUAUACUGUGCGUGUAUAAUAGAAUAUAAUAGGACAUAUAUUUUUCUAUUAUAUUUUAACUGUUGUUACAACCGUAUUGAUGUGUGACGGAGGAAUGAAUGUGCAAUUACAAAAAUACAACUGCAUAUUCGCUACUAUUUUUCUUUGUGCAAGAUACUUAGGAUUGUCUGUAAAAUGAUACAAGCGUAAAAAAAAUUGUAUUUUUUUAUUUGUUAUUAAUUUACCGUGUUAAGCUGUUUACUUACGCCGUUUAAUGCAGCGUAAGAUACAGCAUUGUUAUACACGUUAUUGAUAGAUCGCAUUGAAGAGACUGUACUGGAACACGUAACGUGAUAAAAGUGUACUUCGCAAUGGAUACUUUGUCCAAUGCUGUACUUAAAAGUGAGAAUCAUAAAUUUUUUUUUCAUAUCUUACUGCGAUGGUUCAAUAGUAUACAUUGAUAAAAUAAAUCGAAAAUUCUGUUCUUUCUUUAAUUCUGCAUUUUCUAAUGCAGAACUAAAUAAUAAUUCAAUCUGUAUCCUACACAUUUACAAUAAAAAUAAAUUUUAUUUUUAUUCA